Bactrocera tryoni is the source of this 3602-nucleotide messenger RNA. RefSeq names its product dentin sialophosphoprotein-like. Lineage: Eukaryota; Metazoa; Arthropoda; Insecta; Diptera; Tephritidae. The coding region runs from base 315 to 3602 and encodes 1095 amino acids. The record is from RefSeq and is a predicted model, not a curated record. The transcript is spliced from 5 exons.
AUAUUUUUUAUGCUUUGUAACAUUAUUUGUGUAAAAUAUUCAAUACACGAAUUGUGUAAUCCAGUAGGAGAUUGGAUUAACUUGAAAUAAGCGAAUAAUAAGUUUCAUACAUCAUAACCCGGUAUUACAAGAAACAAGAAACAAAAAAUAAGUGAAACGAAAAGUGAGCUGAGAAAGAAGCCAAAGCCGCGUUGAAAAACUGAAAGUUUACGGUUAUUGAUUGUGAUUUAUCUGCAUGCAACAACAACUCGGUGAAAAAUUGCAAGAGCUCUUCCAAUUGAGAUUAUGUGCGCAAAAACAACAAGUAUUCGCCGAUGUACGACAAAUCAAAGAAAACCUGGAGUCAACGGCUCAAGAUUACGAAAACCACAGAGAGCAGCAACGCCACAUCAGCAACAACCGCAAGCACAUACACGACGGAGUCCAACGCAACGGUGACAGGCUUACAUCAAUCGGAGAACCUAGCCGCUGCGGCAGCAAUAACAAGACAGACAAUAACGAAAACGAAAAUAACACAAGAUUCAGCAUAUAAUGCAAAUAAUUUUGGUCGCCACCAAGUACACGUACAGCAAUAUCAGACAGUGGCAGCAACAAUGCAUUUGCCAACACUGCAACUUAGUGAUUAUCACAUCGGCAAUGGUGGCGUCGGCGGUGGCGGUGUCAAUGGCGGCUAUGAGUAUUUACCAAGUUCCCUCUCACGCUCUAUGAAAUACGCCGAGCCAUGGAUCUACGGCACCGUCCGCGGCAUACCCGCGCGUCCGUCAUACCACCACUUUAUGCCGCAGGCAUCAUCGUCACCCGGCAAUUAUAUGCAGCCGUUGGCGGUGGUCAUCUGUUCGUGCCCGGAGUACUUGAACGGCACCAAACGCGAUGCGAAGAAGGCGAGCGUAUGUAAAAAGUGUAAAGGUUCACGCCUACCACUGACGCCCAUCGGUGGCACUAUGCGUCUCGCAGCUGGCGGUAUGCUGGCCACCACGAAAAUGCGUAACAGUGGUGCUGCCACCGUACGAGUAGUAAGCACUUCGAAAAAAGCACGUCCCACCAUACUUGACCCGCAGAAAGAUCCGUAUGAUUUGAUGCGGCGUACGCGUCUGCUGUCACCCGAGCCGGGCAACAGUAGCAGUGCCAGUGGUGGUGGACGCGACGCGGCAGGUAGCACACGAGAUAAAGACAAACUGCGUAGUCGUGGCAAGAGUACAAGUCCCGUACGUGGACGUAGCCGUAAACGUGGUCAGUUGCCAACGUCGUACCACCACAAGCAUAAUGUGUCCAACGGUAGUAUGCGGGAGGAGCCCGAUUGCUGGCUGGUAGAGGACACAGAUACGCUUUUAAACGCCACCGGCACAAUCAGUGGCGAGAGUAAUGCCACACGGCGUUCCAUAUUACGCUGCAAUGUAAAUCCAUAUGACCUGAUCUCACAUAGCCAAUCUUCGAGCAGCGGUGGCUCAACAACACCCACAACACCAACACGCUGCAAACCAGCCACGCCAACUGCCGGCUCCAGCGCCAAAUCUGCUUCACAGAAUGAGUUCAUGCCACCAAAUGACGACUUUAAUGUGGCAGACGCCGCACUUACCGAAGAAGCGCCACCAUUUGCCUCCAACCUGGUAGUUGGCGCAUCACGCAUGACUGCCAACAGCAAUAAUCAAGCAGCGCAAACGCUACGCGCGCCGAAAUCAAAGGCAGAAAAUAAAAGUACGGUAUUGCGACGUGAGAGUCGCACAGCUGGCGCGCCAAAUACGUGUGUAAACAAUAGCGAGGAGGAUGGUAGCAGCUCAUAUGACGAAGAGAUACACGGCAAACGCAACUACAAUAAUGUUCAAGCAAUUGCCGGGCAACGCAUUAGCUUGGGUGGCAAAACUACAACCAAAUCAUUAAUCAAACAAAACGAGGAUGGGCGCAGCUAUGAGAGCAUUGUAGUCGCUGAAACGACGAAAAAGUCUGCGAGCAAACAGCAGUCCAAACGUAAUGAAAUGCAGGGAAAAUCACACGAUUCCUCCUCCACGACGCCAACGUCCACACAACCAAGUCGGCCGCCACGUCUACGCAAAUCUGAAUCGAGUGAAAGUGCUGAUAGCGAAGCGGAACAUAGCCGCUCUAAGGGUGAGGCUAGUAAAUCGGCUGCCAACGCACUAGACGGGGAACGUGUUAUGGUAUUGACAGUAACGCCAAACCAAAACAUCAAGUCGAUACUGAAACGUCCCACAUCCAGUACCUCAGAAAGCGGCGCCGACUCGCCAAUUGCCAAGGAUCAGCAAACAUUAUUACCCGUUGGAGCAGCUAGCAUUGGCGCAAAAGCAAUGACACCUAGUAAUCAACGUCGUACAGCCGCAGCGAGCCCCUCGCCCACGACCAAAUCGCAAUUUUACAUUCCACUGCCACAGACACGAAAGAAAGUGCAGUUUCGCGAAGAAGAGCGCAUCGUACAUGCGUUAGACUGUGACAUGGCGAGCAGUGAUGAAGCCACUGAGUUCGCUGAAAUGCAAGAGAUUUCAACUGACAAAGAGGAUGGCAAAGGGUUGGACGAUGCCAGCCAUCAUCAGUCGCCCAAAUCCACAACCAAUUACGAGUAUUACAAUCGCAAACGCGAACAACAGCGCUUACAACGUCUGGAAAAUAUUUCCGAAGCCGAAAGCACACAUCGUCACGGACAAGCGACGCCGUUGUCACUAACGCUGCCAACACAGGAUGCGUUGCUAGCGGAAUUGCAACAAUAUUCCGAUUUUGUAACGCAAGUGAUUGCUCAAGCAAGCAAUAGCUACAUUAACAACAACAAGAAUAGCGCUGAAAAUGCGGUGCACGAUUAUGAUGGCUAUAAUUUUGAUGAGGCAGCCAUUGAAAUGCGUGCUGCAGCCUCCAGCAGUGCAACAGACGCAAUGCAUUAUGAGGAUUUAAGUCCCAUAACUAGUGACGCAGGCGGCGAAGACCCCACCACUGCUAGCAGUUACGUUAGCAGUAAUAAAAACAGCACUAGCGGCGGCAGCCAACAGCAACAAAGUUGCAGUACCGACGAGAAAACUGUGUCAUUUGGUGGCACGAAAAUGUUGCUUACUCAACAAAAUGCCGGCAGGUCGGCGCAUUCAUCACCAGCAAUAAAGGCAGCAACGAUAGUGGCGACAUCAUCGACAUCAUUACCGCCAACAACAAAAGCCACAAACGCUCAAUCACUUGCCGCAGCAACAGUGGUGGCAGCAUCUGCCGCCGUGUCACAUGUCAUACGCAGUGACAAAAAUGAUGAUUAUGAUGAUGAUGCCGCUAACGCUGUUGGCGCUGAUGGCCAACAGGACGCAGUCAAUAAAGGCAGCAACAACAACGACAACAGCAAUAACAACAGCAACGGCGACAACGAGAGCAGCGAUGAGGAUGUGUACGAGGACGCGCACGACGACAGCGCUGACGACGAUAAGAACUACAGCCUGUUGGGCAGUACGGUGGCUUUGACCACAGCCCGGGCAUCCACUGGCGCUGAUGAUGUGUUAAAAGCAGAGCUCGCAUGGACGCCAAUAGGGCAGUGGCCUGUUAAAGAUUCCACAACUAGCUUUAUUGAGGGCAAAGAGAUUACUAGAUCACCUGCCAUCAAUCCUGGGCCAAAACACUUUUGA